This is a messenger RNA of Phycodurus eques (leafy seadragon), 1852 nucleotides long. It is a transcript of the gene trmt13, whose product is annotated as tRNA methyltransferase 13 homolog. The record is from RefSeq and is a predicted model, not a curated record. Gene Ontology annotation, biological process: tRNA methylation. The coding region runs from base 10 to 1449 and encodes 479 amino acids. NCBI's taxonomy places the organism in Eukaryota, Metazoa, Chordata, Actinopteri, Syngnathiformes, Syngnathidae. The transcript has 11 exons.
UCGGCCAACAUGGCGGCGCCCGCAAGCGACAGAUGUGGCAAAUGUGCCUUUUUCGUGGACAAAAAGAAACGUUUUUGUAAAAUGCUCGUCGCCAAAGGGCACAAGUUUUGUGGAGAACAUGCCAACAUGGACACGAACGUCUACGAAGCCGGCGGCAGGAGGAGGAUCGCUUGUCCGCUCGACCCCAAACACACGGUCAGCGAAGACAAGCUGGACAAACACCUGAAGAAAUGUAACUCUCGCGACAAACCAAAGGCGGUUUAUUACGUAGAAAACAUCAACGCUGGCUCAGCUGACCAAAAUGGGCAGACGCUCCCACAGGUGAGUUUGUGUGAGCGUAGCGCCACUCAGUUAAGACACCUGCUGGACACGCUCAACACUGCUUCAAAAGGUCUGCCGUUCGAGUUGGAGGAACACUUUGUGUCACACGCAGUUUUCCAGGAGGAAGCGAAUAACCCGAAGAACGGAGAUUCGGCCCACAAACACCUGAAGCAGCAGUCCUCCAUCUUGGGCCACCUGGAGGCGCUGGGGCUGCUGGGACGCGGCCGCUGCUUCGUGGAGUUCGGGGCGGGUCGAGGGAAGCUGUCGCACUGGAUCCACCGAGCCCUGCGGGAGCAGACCCCGCCGCCGCCGCCGGCCAGAGAACAUCUGCAGAUGCUGCUGGUGGAGCGAAGCAGCACCCGAUUCAAGGUGGACGGAAAACAUCAGGACGCCGACGUGGAGUUUGCCAGGCUGCAGAUUGACAUUCAGCAUCUUGAUUUGAGUAAAGUCCCGCUGCUGGGACGCCAGCUGCCGCUCGUCGGCGUCGGGAAGCAUUUAUGCGGAGCGGCGACAGAUUUGGCUCUUCGCUGUUUGUUCCAAACAUCGUCGACGCCUCGACAACAAGCGGGCCCGCCGAGAAAACGCCACAAAGCGUCGCGUGACUCUGCAGCGGGAGACGCACCCGAUCCUUGUGGAUCCCGCCCUGCCCGCGGACCUUCCGAGCAGGGUCCUUGCGGAUCCUCCGAUCCCUUUGGUCCUUCUCCGGUUCUGGGCCUGGCGGUGGCACUGUGCUGUCACCAUCGUUGCGAGUGGCGUCACUAUGUGGGUCAGAAAUUCUUCUUUGAUCUGGGUCUGGGUCCCACAGAGUUCUCGAGCUUCUGCCGCAUGUCCAGCUGGGCCACGUGCGGCCUGCGAGCGGCAUCUGAUCAGAGAGCGGACGAAGAACACGAACCGCUGAUGGCGGAGGAGACGGACGUCGCGCCGGGAUUUCUGUCGCCGGGCGAGCGCGAGCGGAUCGGACGCCGCUGCAAACUUCUGAUCGACGCCGGUAGAAUCGAGUUCCUGCGCAGCAAAGGAUUCUGCGGACGGCUGACGCGUUACGUCAGCGCUCAGGUGACCCUGGAGAACGUCCUGAUGACAGCCACACCUGCCGGCUCUUCUUCUGCUGCUUCCGAUGUUUACUCGUAAUCCACUUGGGCGUCCGCCAUCCCGGUGGGUCACGCGUGAGAGAGCGCGUGCACGUUAAGCGCGGCAUGCGCUCUCUUCCGAGCCUCCCGGAUGUACGUCAGCAUGAAUUCUCGUCCGAACAUCUCGCGGUCGUCGCCGUCGUCAGUUGUGGCCAUCUCCAGCGCCAACGGGUUGUCCCGGAAGUUGACGAACCUUCACACAAAAAGAGCCAGGAGUCAUUUUUUCCCCAUCCAAAAACUUCAUCAGCGUCAGGUGCCAGAGAAGUGGACCUCCCAAAAGACGGUGCUUGGUCGACCCGGGGGCACCCCUCCUUUCUUUAAUCGCGCCCAGCCGCCACCCAGCAUUAUCAAGAUUUUAUUUUAUUUUUUUCAUUCAUUGGUUAUUAAGAUGUCUUUGUUCCCUA